UUGUGAUUUCUGAAUUGUGCCUGUCAAGAAAGUUCGAAUUUUUACGAAUAUUGUAAAUUUAUGCUGAGAAAACUUAAGGCUGUAAGAGAGUGAUUGAAAUUUAAAGUAUUUCUCUGAAGUAAAAUGUUAUUUUAAUAAGAAUCGCUCGUUCUAACAGCAAAAUGAGUCACAAUUUAGAGAAUGAUAGAUCGGUCACAACUGGAAAAAUGUAUCCAAUUGAUUUAGCUCCUCAAAAAAUAACUAUUGUCAAGAACAUGCCCAAUUCUGAAGUAAAGAUGGCUCAUUUGAUAUCUGGACAACCUAAAACAACAAGCAGUACCGGAUCCAUGGGCUUGAUGCGUACUGCCGCCCAAAUUAUCUCGCCUGGCGUUGCUUCUCAGCCACAAAUGAUUGUAAGCGGCUCUCCAAUUUUGCAGGGAACACAAAUUGUCAGUCAGGGUUCACAACUGGUGGGACAAAAUUCACAAAUUAUAUCACAGUCUCAAUUAAUACCCAGUGGGCAAAUACUAAGUCCUGGCACUCAAAUAAUAAGCCAAGGCACCCAAUUAUCAGCUCAAGCAUCAAAUGCUAACAAUACAGUAUCUAAUAGUGUCUCUACUGGAAAUGGUACACAGCUCUUAAAUGUUGGCAGUUACGUCAGUGGAGCUGGUAAUUUAGUUGUCAGUUCAUCAGUGCGGACCUUACCACCUAGUGUUAGGGUAUUGCCCCCUAUCCCACAACACAAUACCAGACCUGUCUUGUCAAACAUAAAUGUGAACAAUUCAGCGGGAGUGCUGGUCAACAAAGGUGUGACAAGUCAUGUACCACGGGGUCUGGCUGCUGGUGCCUCGCUAGCUGUGAGACCUGUUACAAACCCUCAGCCUGCUGCUAGCCAAGGAGGCGCGUGGUCGGGCGGCUCGCGCGGCGGGCGCGGGCGCGCGCUGGUGUACGGCUGCCGCGCGCGCUCGCCCGCGCCCGCGCCCGCGCCCCCCGCGCCCGCCGCGCCCCCGCCCUCUACCGGCGGUCUCACCUCGAGCGGCGUGAUCUCGAGCUCGGCCCGCGCCGCCGCGCCGCGCCCGUUGCCGCUGUUGCAGAGAAACUACCAGCCCGCCAAGGUUGUUGGAGUCGCUAGUGUGGGUGUCCGGGGCGUAGGCAACAGUGCACCGCCCCAGCUCUACUAUGAAGUGCCUCGCCCCGCCCCACCACCAGCAACAGCAACAACAGUCGCAGCAACAGCAACAACAGCCGCAGCAACAACACCAGGCUCCAUUACCACAACAGCAGCUACCACAUCAAGUUCCACGACCGCUCACUCCGUAUGCACAUGUGCAUACACAACCCGCACAGGGUCUCCUACUAAGAACCUGUCCCACAGCGGCUCAAAUAACGUGACGACGAUAGUCAGCAGCGCCAACAUCGCGAACGUCAGCAACAUCGGCAACGCGGGCGUAUCGCUGGGCGCGGUGUACCCGGAGGGCUCGGGCUGGGAGGACGUUCCCACGGGCGGCGGCUCGGGGUCGACGACCGUGUCCGUGCCCUCGUCCCCACCGCCCGACCUCGACCCCGACCCCGCGCCCGAGCACGACCUCUCGCCCAGGAAGAAGCCGAGGAAACAAGUAUUAAGUAACGAAGUACGGCAGUGUGAUUUCCCAACAGAAAAUACGCCACCAUCGCCACCGCCUGCUAUUUCCGUAACCCCAUUACCAAAACGUCCGUCCCUGAGUUCGUCGUUCGUGUGCGGCUGGCGCGGCACGGAGCGCCACUUCGCGCGGCCCGGCGACGUGCGGCGGCGCGAGGCGCGCGCGCGCGACAUCGUGGCCAUCGCCAGCCAGCGGCACGUGCUCACCAGCGCCGAGGGCUGGAAGGUGCACCACCUCACCGCGCAGAUGGACGACCUCGUCUCUCUAGAGGCGGAUGUAGGAGAGCAACUGAUGGGUGUGCUCCGCGCUCUUGAGUCGGCUUCACCACGCGCUAACUCGCACCUACAAUCACUGCAGCAUACGUUGUUAGAACUUAUUAAGGGUAACAUACAACGCAGUAAAAUAGUAUGUGAAGGUAUUCAAGAAUCACGUGAAGAUAUUCUGCGUGUAUUUAAACACAGGAACUUUGUUUCCGACAUUCUGACUCGUCAAGCUGACAAGAGGUGUUUUAGAAAACAUCGAUCACAAUCAUAGCAAAUACAAAUAAAAAGGCACAAACACAAAGUCAAAAAGUCUAAAUUUCAUACAUAAAAAGUAAUAAAAGAUAUUGUUUUAUUACAUUUGUCAUACAAUUCUGAUUGAUGUGAUGCUUUUGUUAGAAGACUACAAUAGCUAUAUAAAUAGUUGGGUAUAUUGUGGUUGUUAAAUAGACUUAAAUUAGCACUAAAUGUAGAUUAAUUUUAUCUCUGUAAAUAGUGUAAAGAAAUAUAUCAUUAAACAAAGAUAUAAGAAUGUCUAUAUUUUCUAUUUUUGAAGAAUGCCUUGAAUGAUAUGCAAUUUGUGUUGUGAUGUUAUAAUACUUAUUUCGUAUUUAAUAUAUUUCAUCAAUAUGG
Messenger RNA from Melitaea cinxia (Glanville fritillary), 2512 nucleotides. RefSeq names its product mucin-5AC (gene Sap130). The record is from RefSeq and is a predicted model, not a curated record. Gene Ontology annotation, cellular component: Sin3-type complex. NCBI's taxonomy places the organism in Eukaryota, Metazoa, Arthropoda, Insecta, Lepidoptera, Nymphalidae. Gene Ontology annotation, biological process: negative regulation of transcription by RNA polymerase II.